UUAACCAUGAGGAUGAAGAGGGGAGGAGUUAGUUUUGCUGUUCAUAAACACUACAGGGGCUCGUUUCCAGGGCUCAAAGCCAGAGGGCCCUGCUGCUGACUCUGAGCUGCAGGGCCCAAAAGCUCCUACUGGAAGGAUCAAGGAUAAAUGAUAUGAGCUGGAAUGAGGGAUUGCAUCUCAGUAGCUAGAAACCCGGCACAAGCCAGAGCAUCCUGCUCGCUGGCCUCUGCGUCCCGGGCCGGAAAGCUGAGCGCCCGGAACCUUUAUACGCGGGCUUUCCAGAACCCGGGCUCUAUUAGGCGCUGCGCGGCGGCUUGCCGGAGCUGGUUGCCAGGGUGACGCCUGAGAAGAUGGCUGCUGCGUCUUCGUCGGAUUCCGACAGCGGCAGAGCUGAGAGUGAAGCCAGUUCGAAAUGGCUGGAUGCACACUACGACCCCAUGGCCAACAUCCACACCUUUUCCGCCUGCCUGCAGCUGGCAGAUUUGCAUGGUGACGGGGAGUACAAGCUGGUGGUGGGGGACCUUGGCCCAGGUGGGCAGCAGCCCCGCCUGAAGGUGCUUAAAGGGCCCACAGUGCUGAGCGAAAGCCCGCUACCUGCCCUGCCAGCCGCUGCUGCCACCUUCCUCAUGGAGCAACACGAACCCCGGACACCAGCGCUGGCACUCGCGUCAGGCCCUUGUGUGUAUGUGUAUAAGAAUCUCAGGCCCUACUUCAAGUUCAGCCUGCCCCAGUUGCCUCCAAACCCCCUGGAACAGGACCUUUGGAACCAGGCCAAAGAGGACCGGAUUGACCCCCUGACCCUGAAGGAGAUGCUGGAGGGCAUCCGGGAGAAGGCAGAGGUGCCUUUGUCUGUACAGUCACUCAGGUUUCUGCAGCUGGAGCUGAGUGAAAUGGAGGCAUUUGUGAACCAGCACAAGUCCAAGUCCAUCAGGCGGCAGUCUCUGGGGGGAUGGUGUGAGGGGAGCUACUGGGUGACCCCUGGAGUCCCUCUGCAGACAGUCAUCACCACCAUGACCACCUUAAAGAAGAACCUGGCUGACGAGGACGCUGUGUCCUGCCUGGUGCUGGGCACUGAGAACAAGGAGCUCCUGGUGCUGGACCCAGAAGCCUUCACUGUUUUGGCCAAGAUGAGCCUACCCAGCGUCCCCGUCUUCCUGGAGGUUUCUGGCCAGUUCGAUGUGGAGUUCCGUCUUGCUGCUGCCUGCCGCAACGGGAACAUCUAUAUGCUGAGAAGAGACUCCAAGCGCCCCAAGUACUGCAUCGAGCUGAGUGCCCAGCCUGUGGGGCUUGUCCGGGUUCACAAGGUCCUGGUGGUGGGCAGCAACCAAGACAGCCUGCAUGGCUUCACCCACAAGGGUAAGAGGCUGUGGACAGUGCAGAUGCCCGCAGCCAUCCUGACCAUGAACCUCCUGGAGCAGCGCUCCCGGGGCCUGCAGGCCGUCAUGGCCGGACUGGCCAACGGAGAGGUCCGCAUCUACCGCGACAAGGCCCUGCUCAGCAUCGUCCGCACGCCGGAUGCAGUGACCAGCCUUUGCUUUGGCCGCUACGGGCGGGAAGAUCACACCCUCAUCAUGACUACACGAGGUGGUGGCCUGAUUAUCAAGAUCCUGAAGCGCACAGCAGUGUUUGUGGAGGGGGGAGGUGAAGCAGGUCCCCCACCAGCCCAGGCCAUGAAACUCAACAUGCCCCGAAAGACCCGGCUUUACGUGGAUCAGACACUGCGAGAGCGGGAAGCCGGCACCGCCAUGCACCGGACCUUCCAGGCAGACCUCUACCUGCUGCGCCUCCGGGCCGCCCGUGCCUACGCGCAGGCCCUCGAGUCCAGCCUGAGCCCCGUGUCUGCGACGGCGCGGGAGCCGCUCAAGCUGCACGCUGUGGUUCAGGGCCUGGGCCCCACCUUUAAGCUCACCCUUCACCUGCAGAACACCUCAACAGCCCGACCCAUCCUGGGGCUGCUGGUCUGCUUCCUGUACAACGAGGGGCUCUAUGCUCUGCCCCGGGCCUUCUUCAAGGUCCCCUUGCUGGUGCCAGGGCUCAACUACCCCCUGGAGACCUUUGUGGAGAGUCUUAGUGACAAGGGCAUCUCAGACAUUAUCAAGGUGCUGGUGCUCCGAGAAGGCCAGAGCGCACCCCUGCUCAGCGCCCAUAUCAACAUGCCUGUGAGUGAGGGGCUGGCAGCUGCCUGACGCCUGAGCCCGUGUUAAAGCCCCUGUGGAAUCAGGACCAGGGAGUUCCAGCCCCUCCCACUGAGCCGGGCAGAGUCCACGGCCCCAGGCCCACUCCAGUGCAGCAGUGUGCUGGGCAACAGCCUCCCUCUCCUCUCCUAGUGCCCCUUUCUCACCACCCUGACCACUGGGUGACCUGUAGCAGCAGGUCAGUGAGUCCCCAGGAGGUUGGGCUCCGUCCUCCUCAGGGAAACCCAGGCAUUGGCCCUUUGGGCUCUCUCUUCUCCCCACUUUUCCCCAGAAGCCACUCCCAGGUCUGAAGGCAGAGUUCUGAAGUGCUCAAGGUGAGAUGAGGGCAUAGGCCCAGCCUCCUCGUCUGCCGCUUCCCUUAGGCAUGUCACUCUACUGCUGCUGCAGAAUUGGCUGGGGCCUUGCCUGAGACAAUCAGAGGCUCUUCUUGGGUGAGACUGAGCCCCCUGUUGCUCCCUGGGGUUCCAGAGGCUUGGCUCCUCCCAGCUCAGCUUGCAGGCAAAACACAUGCUCUGAUCUCCCCUCGUGAGCUCAGCAGGGGGCCCUGGGAAUAGCUGCCUUCCCACCGGAAGUCUUGGGCUCAGCCAAGGUCUCAGGCCUGUGAUGCUCUGUGAAGAUCACCAAGGGAGAAGCUGCUGCGGGGGGCAGAGAGCGCCGUGCAGGAGCUAGUGGCCCCAGCCCCCACCAGGCUUCUGAAGACCACACAGCUGCUGCUCCUGACUUGGAUGCUCGUGCCCAGAAAGCAUCCCAGGAGAGGAAGGCUCAGAGAGACAGAGCAGAGGUGGGGCCGCGGCACACAGGAGGGGCGUCUCUGGGGUCCUGGGGAGGGGCUUUGGGAGGCAGAAGCCUAGAACUGCCAGUCAAGAUGCUCUUCUGUGCCCCGGAGCCCAGAUCGGUCAGGUGAGUGGCAGGUUCACUGGGCAGUGGCCACAGUGUGAGAUUCACUGGAAAGGCAUGGACCAUAGGUGUUGAGUCAGGUUGAAGACUGAAUGAAAGUACAUGUUUAGACCUUAAGCAUCAGAGACCCACAGUCCGGGCCCUUGGUGCUUCCUGGAACCCCCUGGCUAGUCUGCCUGGCCCGCCUCACAGUCUUCUUUUGAGUUAGCGCUACCAGGGCCGCCCUGAGCCAUUUGUGAGCCAGGAACCCUACUGCCUGAGGAAGGACCUAUAUCUUCUGUCUGACCAGGUACAGGCUAGCAUGUGGCAGACAGCUCAGGCUUGUGGGAAGUACCCAAAUCCCUGUGUGUUUCAGUUUCCCCAAGCGUAAAAUGAGGCAGUUUGACCAGAUUCAGCUCUAACAUCCUAGAGUUGGCAGCCCCUCUAGAGGAAACAAGGAGUCAACUCCAGAAAGUAAGUGCAGGAGUAAGUGCAGAGCUUUUGCUCUUGAGACCAAGGGCCCCAAGCUGAUUGAUUCUGCCGGGCAACAGCCUCUGUGCCGGAGACAGUGAGGGACAGCCCACAGUCACCCCCUGUCCUCCCCAGGGAAUGCAUUCUGGGGCCAGGUUAAGAGAAGCAAGGGGACUGGACCAGAGAAAGAGCCCCAUCCCCCUCCUCUCUGCAGAGUCCAGCCACUCGCAAACAAACCAAUUGGAUCAGGGUGGUCUAGACUUUCUAGAUCGAGCUGACUGAGGCACAGUUGGAAUAAGCAGGACGUUUUGUCUGGAAAUGGAAAGACAGGUAGAGCGAGUGUCGCUGUCAGAGAGAUUUCAGCUUAACCUGAAGAGUCUUCUGAGACAGCUUAUCAGAGAUGGAAGGGCCUGCCCUAGCAGGUAUUGGGCCCCUUGUCACUGGAGCUGUGGCACUGGGGCUGGGCCAGAUGACCUCACAAUCCCUUUCACCCCAGUGAAGUGAUGAACUGUGUGAACAAAGAAGUCUGAUCUGGGUUCAACUCAUAGUUAUUCAUGAUGAUGAAAGUGGAGAAGCUAUUCCUAAGCCCAACCUAACGUGAAUUUAUAUGAUAUAAUACAAUGUACCUAUUAUUAAAAAAUAUGUGAAUUGUA
Messenger RNA from Globicephala melas (long-finned pilot whale), 4195 nucleotides. It is a transcript of the gene BBS1, whose product is annotated as Bardet-Biedl syndrome 1. Gene Ontology annotation, biological process: non-motile cilium assembly; protein localization to cilium. Gene Ontology annotation, cellular component: axoneme; BBSome; centrosome. NCBI's taxonomy places the organism in Eukaryota, Metazoa, Chordata, Mammalia, Artiodactyla, Delphinidae. The record is from RefSeq and is a predicted model, not a curated record. Gene Ontology annotation, molecular function: patched binding; smoothened binding.